Messenger RNA from Microcebus murinus (gray mouse lemur), 3264 nucleotides. RefSeq names its product sialic acid acetylesterase (gene SIAE). Gene Ontology annotation, biological process: carbohydrate metabolic process. NCBI's taxonomy places the organism in Eukaryota, Metazoa, Chordata, Mammalia, Primates, Cheirogaleidae. Gene Ontology annotation, molecular function: sialate O-acetylesterase activity. The record is from RefSeq and is a predicted model, not a curated record.
CCGCCCCGCCCCGGCCGCGUGCGCCCAACAUGGCUCCGCCCCCCCGCCGGAGUCCACUUUGUGAGUCCGGCGAAGGUGGAGGCUCCUCUCAAAGAUGGUCGCGCCGGGACCUGUCCUUGCGCUGGUUCUGCCAUUAAUUCUGAGCGCCGACGGAAGUGCAGGUAUUGAUUUUCGCUUUGCUUCAUACUUCGAUAAUUACAUGGUGUUGCAGAAGGAGCCUGCUGGGGCAGUGAUAUGGGGCUUUGGUUCUCCUGGAGCCAUAGUGACAGUGACCCUGUGCCAAGGUCAGGAAACCAUCAUGAAGAAAGUGACCAGUGUGAAAGUACACUCUGAUACCUGGAUGGUCGUGCUAGAUCCUAUGAAACCUGGUGGACCUUUUGAAGUGAUGGCACAACAGACUUUGGGGAGAGUGAACUUGACCCUGAGAAUUCAUGAUGUCUUAUUUGGAGAUGUCUGGCUCUGUAGUGGGCAGAGUAACAUGCAGAUGACUGUUUUACAGAUAUUUAAUGCUACAAAGGAGCUAUCUAACGUUGCUGCCUACCAGUCUGUCCGCAUCCUCUCCGUCUCUCUGGUUCAGGCAGAACAGGAGCUGGAGGACCUCGUUGCGGUUGACCUGCAGUGGUCUAAACCCACCUCAGAAAACUUAGGCCAUGGUAAUUUCGAGUACAUGUCGGCAGUGUGCUGGCUCUUUGGGCGUCACCUGUAUGACACUCUGCAGUAUCCCAUUGGGUUGAUCUCCUCCAGCUGGGGCGGGACACCCAUUGAAGCCUGGUCAUCUGGAAGGCCACUGAAAGCCUGUGGAAUCCAUAAGCAAGGGUCCAUUCCAUAUGAUUCUGUGACUGGUCCCAGCAAGUACUCUGUUCUCUGGAACGCCAUGAUCCACCCGCUGCAUACUAUGACUCUGAAAGGGGUGGUAUGGUACCAGGGGGAGUCCAAUACACGUUAUAACACAGACCUGUACAAUUGCACGUUCCCUGCGCUCAUCGAUGACUGGCGCCAGACCUUCCACCUCGGCUCCCUGGGGCAAACAGAGCGUUUCUUCCCAUUUGGAUUUGUGCAGUUAUCUUCAGUUUUGUCUAAGGACAACUCAGAGGAUGGAUUUCCCCAGAUCCGUUGGCAUCAAACAGCAGACUUUGGCUAUGUCCCCAACGUAAAGAUGCCCAACACUUUUAUGGCCGUAGCUAUGGAUCUGUGUGAUAAGGACUCGCCAUUUGGCAGCAUCCACCCUCGAGAUAAAAAUACCGUGGCCUAUCGGCUGCACUUGGGGGCCCGUGCUGUGGCUUAUGGCGAGAAGAGUGUGACCUUUCAAGGACCACUGCCUGAGAAGAUCGAGCUCUCGCCUCACAAGGGGUUGCUCAGCCUCACAUAUGCCCAGCAAAUCCAAGUGCAGAAGCAGGACAACAAGAUAUUUGAGAUCUCAUGUUGCAGUGACCAUCAAUGCAAGUGGCUUCCAGCUCCCAUGAACACUUUCUCCACCCAGACCCUGAACCUAUCGAUCAAUUCUUGUCAUGGCACUGUGGUUGCUCUGCGCUAUGCCUGGAUCACCUGGCCUUGUGAAUAUAAGCAGUGUCCCCUAUAUGACCCUGACAGUACCCUGCCAGCUCCUCCCUUCUUUGCUUUCAUCAGAGACCAGGUUCCUGCACAUUAGAGCGAGGCUGCAAAUGACAGCUGCAGUAUGAUUAGAAUUUAGAUAUAAGGGUGUGUCCUUUAGAUUUUGGCAUUUAGGAGUUUAAAUGAUAACAACUGUUGCUUUUAAAGGAAAUGAACAGAAGACCUCAUUGAACAGCUUCCAGCUACCACAUGCUGUUCCUAUAUUCUGAGGCACUAGGCCUCGUAGGUAACUUGGAACGCUUGCCUCUCGUCCCCUAGUUUGUCUAAGGGUCUGUAUUGGACUAAUUCUGAACAAAGUGUCUUUUACUUCCCUCCUAUUUAUUGGGAGUGAAAUGUCUAACACUUUUGCCCUUUUGCGGGAUCUCAGGGUUGAAAGAGAUUUUAAAGGCCACAGGGAUCAGGUAAUGCUUAUGUGUUCUUUACAAAAUCUCUCACAAGUGGUUAUUGAAUCUGUAUGAAGUUGCCAUUCUAAACUUUCUAACAGUUUUCCCUUAUGUGGAAUUGAAAUCUUUCUCUCAUGAAACUUUACUACUACAUGACAGUCUAUCAAAUUAAUUGAACAUAGACCUAUUUGUAUUCUCUUUAAGCCAGAAAUGAUUGUUCCUUCAAAUAUUGAUAAUGUGAAUAUUUAAACAAACCAGAACGAUGUGCAGGCAUUUUGAGAGGUGCUAAGGGAGUGCCUUAAGGAAUGAAAAGAAAGGGCCAGGUGGUAGUAGCCCAGGGAAGGCACUCAGGUUGCAAGGAACAGAAUGGGUGGGGAAACACAGGCUUAGGAAAACACGAAAGUAGAGGUAACAGAGGCAAAUGGGUCAUUCAAGUUAAUACAAAUCCCAGGCUCUGUAAAGGUAAAAGGCUCAACUGAGGAUAAUCCAGAAGGAAGAAAAAAAUGAGGCUGAAAGUAAAGCUACAUGGUAAGCAUAUAGUACAAUAAUGCAGAUGCGACAAUUGGGAAAGAGGCCUUUUGUGUGUACUGUUAAGAAGCUUAAUGUGGUUUAUUGGUUGAUUAAAAACAGUUAAUGGCAUUUGAAAAUUGUAUUAUUAAAAGUUGGAAAUAAAAUAUAAUCAUUAGUGAUGUGUAUAUAUUUAUAUGCAGGCAAAAUUUGGUUAGGAACAAACCUGUAAGUUUUCAUUAAAGUAUGGAAAAGGAAUAAAAAUGUUCCCUAUGGGUAGUUUUCAUUCCUUAAUGUAAAAAAUGAGUACUAAAGCACUAAGCAUCACUUACUCCACAUCUGUCUUCCAAGAGGUUGGGGUGUAGCUCCAAACAACAGGAAUAGCUUUGUCAGUGUCAAGAUUUUAUUUAGUUAAAAAACAAAAAACAAACAAAAAAACACUAUGCACUCUGCAAGGAACAUUGGCCCCUCUGAGCACUUCCUAAGCAUAUAGUUAACUCCUAACCAUUCAUACUUGGACCUCUCAUGCUUCUGGCCCCGUGAGAACCACAAACCUAGUAACUCCUGAGAAAAAGUAAAUCUGUCCACUUCUCCACCCCUGAUACACAUAUACCCAUGUUCUAUUAAUAAUUUGGAGGCAGCUAGAGGUAGCCAGGAACUCGAAAGCCAGGUUCCUUUCACCUUCAGUAACUUAUUCAGUUACACAGUGUAAAAAAAUUUGGUUUAUGUAGUGGAUAUAUUAAAGAAGUCAUGUGUAAAUUUA